This is a messenger RNA of Fonsecaea erecta, 1299 nucleotides long. RefSeq lists its product as hypothetical. NCBI's taxonomy places the organism in Eukaryota, Fungi, Ascomycota, Eurotiomycetes, Chaetothyriales, Herpotrichiellaceae. Gene Ontology annotation, biological process: peptidyl-arginine methylation. The transcript has 6 exons. The record is from RefSeq and is a predicted model, not a curated record. Gene Ontology annotation, cellular component: nucleus. The coding region runs from base 1 to 1299 and encodes 432 amino acids. Gene Ontology annotation, molecular function: protein-arginine N-methyltransferase activity.
AUGAACGGCACAAAGCCUGGCCCGUCGGUGGCCGACAUGGCCAAUAUGUCCACCGAAGAGAGAAUGGCGGGGAUGGAACACUCUGAAGUUCGUUACUUUACGAGUUACGAUCAUCAUGGAAUUCAUGAAGAGAUGCUGAAAGACGAAGUCCGAACCCGGUCCUAUCGAGACGCCAUCUACCAAAACCAGCACAUCUUCAAAGACAAGGUUGUCCUCGACGUCGGGUGUGGCACGGGAAUCCUCAGCAUGUUUGCCGCAAGGGCGGGUGCAAAACACGUCAUUGGCGUGGACAUGUCCAGCAUCAUCAACAAGGCAAAACUGAUCGUGGAGGUAAAUGGGCUCUCGAAAAAGAUUACUCUGCUGCAGGGCAAAAUGGAAGAGGUGGAGCUUCCUGUUCAACAUCUGAACAACGGCAAAGUCGACAUCAUAAUAUCAGAGUGGAUGGGCUACUUCCUGCUGUACGAGAGUAUGCUCGACACGGUUCUCUAUGCCCGCGACAAGUACCUGCAGCCAGGCGGUUUGAUCUUUCCCGACAAGGCGACGAUCUACAUGGCGGGCAUUGAAGACGGAGAGUACAAGGAGGACAAGAUCGGAUUCUGGGAUAACGUCUACGGUUUUGACUUCUCGCCCAUGAAAGAGAGCGCGCUGAGCGAACCUCUGGUCGACACGGUCGAGCUCAAAGCGCUGGUCACCGAUCCAUGCCCCGUCUUCACCAUCGACCUCAAUACGGUCAAAUCGGCCCAGCUAGCAUUCUCCGAACCGUUUCAACUCCGGUGUCAAAGAAACGACUUCAUCCACGCGCUCAUCGCUUGGUUUGAUAUUGACUUCACAGCUUGUCACAAGCCGAUCAGGUUCUCGACCGGGCCGCACACCAAAUACACGCACUGGAAACAGACCGUCUUUUACUUGCGACAGGUACUGACCGUGGAAGAGGGAGAAACUGUCACUGGCUUCCUCUCCAAUAAGCCCAAUAGCAAGAACAGACGAGAUCUCGAUAUCAAGAUCGACUAUGAACUCGACACGUUGGAUCGCACACGAGCCGCACGCGGGACAUGCGAGUACAGAAUCGGGUUACUGAUCAUUGUGCAGGUGCUGAUCCCGGAUGACGCCGGGAACGACAUCCGUCCUUCACAUGCUAUUCAGCUUGACCCCGAGGGCCUACGUCCUUCCGACAUAGCACCUUCGAAAGCUUGUAGCAAAGCAUUGAAUAAUGCAAAGGAUGAUAACGUAUGGGUGAAAUGCCUAGUGGACGGUGAAAAAGGUGGCCGCGAUAGCAACGGUAUCCCGGAACGAACCUAA